AUGAAGUGUGUGUUGAUUGCGUUUGCCGCUGCCCUGGCAUUGAUUGAGGCUGCAAAAGACGACCCCGCGUACUUUUGCGACUCGGACUCGUACUGUGCUAAGAAGUUUCCGGGUACAGUUUGUAUCUCGGUUAAUAACUACGGCGAUGUCGUGUCCAAGUGCACACCCAACACUGCAAAGCGUCCAGCCUGCCGUGGCGCCCAGCCCGGUCUAUGUCCAUCAUUUCAGAGUGCCGACAUUGGCUACCUGAAUGCACACUGUGUGUUCGUAUCGAAGGAGAAUCUCGAUUUACCCUCGAGUGGCUCGGACUUGGGUCGUCGUCGCCUUAUGAGCUUAGCUACAGACCCCUCUUCAGGGUCGACCAGCAACAAAAAGACGGUGGAUGAAACCGCGUCAUCAAGUGCAAAGGAUCCCGUCUCGUCGACCGCCACCGACGACGAGGAUGAGGACAAGAAGGGCACCUCGACUACUAGCAAAGCUAGUGCUAUGUUCUCCGCUACGGUUGGCGGAGAGGCAGUGAGCGGCCAAUUUAUCUGCUUGGACGUUUCUGACUGCCCCAACAAGGCUGCCGAUCCCAGUACGUGCGAACCGAAGGAGUGUCAGGCACCUAACUCAAAGGAGGUAUGCACUUACCACGGCACUUGCACAUACAAGAACAAGGAGAAGAUCACGAAACGUUCCUGCGCGUGCUACGCUGGAUUUGAGGGUGAAAAGUGCGAGAAGGAGGUUUCGAACGCGUGUGAUGUUGACUGUGGCACGGGCGGUGACUGCGUGAAUGGUGAAUGCGUAUGCAAGGCAGGGUUCAACGGUAAAGAUUACAAGGGCAAGAAGGGCAAGCCGAACCAGCGCUGCACUCUCUGCACGAAUGACCUUGCGUGCCAAAAUGGAAACACUUGCAACACUGAGACUGGCAAGUGCAUCUGUGGCCCUGGAUUUACCGGAGACACGUGCGGUGCGACUGAGGAUUCAUGUACAACCCGUACGGACUGUGGUAUUGGCGCUUGCCAGGUCUUGGCCAACGGAUCGUCAGCCUGCUUUUGUCCCACGUGCAGUCCGUCGUGCUCGCUUUGCGACGUGGGCAUCGAUGCCACCUUUGAUUGUUCGACAUGUGCGACCGAUGACGCUACGUUUAUGCAGUCUUCCAAGCUGCUUGUGUUCAUCUCGACGCUUGUCGUGAUCAUGCUUGCCAAUUUGGCUUUGUAA
Molecule: messenger RNA, 1203 nt
Organism: Peronospora farinosa
Lineage: Eukaryota; Oomycota; Peronosporomycetes; Peronosporales; Peronosporaceae
Source: the annotation of a GenBank genome assembly